AAAGUUCGAUCCACAGGAUUCAUGAUCCACAACCGGGAAUUUUUCAGGGGUGGUGGCUGUUGGUGGACAAAACUUGCGACCGACUUCCAUAAUUGUAUGGUUAACCGUGAGAAUUUUGAGAAAUUGUUCCAGUUUGUGUUCGGCAGUUUUUUUUUUACUUGGAUCUUAAAUAUAUUAAUAUUUUAGACCAACAUAUAGUAACCGAAGCAAAGGUUGAAAUUUAAGCUAGCUGUCUGUUUUCUAAGUUUUUGCUAGCCAAGGACUGAGCUACGCCUAGCUAGUUGGCUAACAAAUUAGCUGUUUAGCUUGAUAGUUUGUAACAGCACGGUCAAGUCAAACGUUUAAGAUAUUGCGGAUCAAUGCAGGCCAUAAAGUGUGUAGUUGUUGGAGACGGGGCUGUGGGAAAAACAUGUCUCCUGAUCAGCUAUACUACAAAUGCCUUCCCUGGGGAGUAUAUCCCCACAGUGUUCGAUAACUACUCUGCAAAUGUGAUGGUGGAUGGGAAGCCGGUCAACCUUGGCUUGUGGGAUACUGCAGGACAGGAAGAUUAUGACCGACUACGCCCUCUUUCCUAUCCCCAGACAGAUGUGUUCCUGAUCUGUUUCUCCCUUGUGAGCCCUGCAUCUUUUGAAAAUGUUCGAGCAAAGUGGUACCCAGAGGUCAGACACCACUGUCCCAACACUCCCAUCAUCCUCGUGGGCACCAAACUUGACCUUAGAGAUGACAAGGACACAAUCGAGAAGUUGAAAGAAAAGAAACUCACUCCCAUCACAUACCCACAGGGCCUGGCCAUGGCAAAAGAGAUCGGAGCUGUGAAGUACCUUGAGUGCUCCGCCCUGACGCAGCGUGGCCUGAAGACUGUGUUCGAUGAAGCCAUCAGGGCUGUCCUGUGCCCUCCCCCAGUCAAGAGGAGGAAGAGGAAGUGCUCUUUGCUCUAGAGCUGCUCAUCACUAAGAGGAGGGAGAAAGGAGCACAAUGGCAUAUGGGAAGUCUGUGUUCAGAGUUUUAUCCCUGCUUAUUGUAACUACCACUACAAAUGUGUAUCAUGAGGAAGCAGAUUUUUUUGGUUAGUUGUGUGAAUGCAAACUACAAAUCAACUCCAAGUCCCACUUUUUGCAAGACACGACAAGCAUUUGAAAUUCCUGCAGCCUUCUUGAGCUUCAAUUUGAAAUAUUCUCAAAAGGGUUUUUUCUGUUGUGUAAUUAUGUGCUUUUUUUUAUUAUUAUUUUUUUUAUUUAGAAGUUUGUUUACAGUAUUUUUGUACAAUAUGAAGAGUUUGCCAUCAGGGCAGUGUCAUGCCCAGCUCAUAUUACAAACACCACUUUCUCCUUGCUUGUGAAGUUACCAGAGAAGGGAGGGUAUUUAAUGAAUCACUGGAAAACAGGUAGAAAGAACGUGUUUGCAAAACACUGUUGUCCUGAUAAAUGUGUCUUUUGUUGAUGACUGGGAUACCAUCUACAGACAAGAAAUAGGUGAAUUAUAAGAGGUCUGAUUGGAGGUCCAAUAGAGGAUCUUGCAGUAUUGCUUAUGACUCUGAUCACCGCAAAUGUUAGUUUUUUUACAUUAUACCUACAGAAAGGGGAAAUAGCCAAACCCUGAUUAAUACGCCUCAGAGGUCAGACCAUUUGUGAACAUGCCACACAGCCACUUAUUUCCAUAUGCACAAGGAGAACACUGAUGCCAAAGUAGCCAACUUCAUUCUACUGCUGGUGUACAAGCAAGUGUAAAAAACAAUGAUAAAGGAAAAUACAUUAUUAAAAAGUAGGUAGACAUUUCACUCCGUACUUGAUCUUGACUUGUACCACAAAUAACCUUUUAUUAUCAUUGUAGUACUAAACUGUUAAAUGUUUUUUUUCAUGCAACAGGUUUUGGCAUUAGACAUAAUGAAAUGUGCAAUACAUAGGCUGCUGAUACCUAAACAUAUUAUACAUUCUUUGAACCAGUGACUAAGGAAAAGAAUCGAAAAUAUGUUAGGGAAAAAGAUUCAAGCCAGCAGUGUAACCCAGUUAUUAUGGGUAAUUGUAAGAAAUCAACUUUUUUAAGUGAAAAUCAAAUAAAAUGUAACACUA
This is a messenger RNA of Alosa sapidissima (American shad), 2069 nucleotides long. Its product is annotated as ras-related C3 botulinum toxin substrate 1-like. The record is from RefSeq and is a predicted model, not a curated record. Gene Ontology annotation, biological process: establishment or maintenance of cell polarity; cortical cytoskeleton organization; small GTPase-mediated signal transduction. Gene Ontology annotation, molecular function: GTPase activity; GTP binding; protein kinase binding. The transcript is spliced from 6 exons. Gene Ontology annotation, cellular component: plasma membrane; cytoplasmic vesicle; dendritic spine. Lineage: Eukaryota; Metazoa; Chordata; Actinopteri; Clupeiformes; Clupeidae. Bases 360 to 938 code for a protein of 192 amino acids.